GUUGCCUUGGUCCAGUUUUGACAGACUUCGACUUCAAUCAAGCUCCAAGUCACACUUCAACUGUAAGCAGACGACAGCUCUUUUGCCGCCAAGAUGAUGAAGCUGAUUCUACUCGCUGCUCUCGUGGCCGUGACAGCCGCCAAUUGGACACCUGAUGAGUUUCAACUAGGCGGAUAUGGAAAUGGCGACAACAGCUAUUAUGGUCAAAGGUACGGAUAUGGUGACCGCAACGGAUAUCACCUGAACGGAUACAACAGCAACGGAGGAGGUUAUGGAUACAAAGGUGCUGGAUACGGAAAGCCUCAAUAUGGAGGAAAGAAGGGGUUAAUUUCCCCAUGGGGGUUUUUGUGAAACAGAUGCUGCGGAUAACCUUUAUUCUGCAGUGUGCACAGCCGGAUAUGACGACAUCAACCACGUGACCCAUACCAAACAGUUCCUUGCUCAUAUCAUUCUAAAUAUCUUUACUGCUUUUGCCCAUAAAUAGACCGGUGCAAUUUGGAAACGUAUUCUGUAUUACAUGUAUGAAAUUUUUCCUCGCUUAUGCAAUAAAAUAUGUGAUGAAGAUGUCA
Messenger RNA from Lingula anatina, 569 nucleotides. RefSeq lists its product as uncharacterized. Lineage: Eukaryota; Metazoa; Brachiopoda; Lingulata; Lingulida; Lingulidae. The record is from RefSeq and is a predicted model, not a curated record.